GCGCUGUAAAAGGGGGUUGGCCUUGUGCUUCAGCGUGCGUGCGUAUCUGUGCUUCGUAGGUGAAUCUUCGCGAGGCUGUAUGUAAUUUUUAUCGGCCACCUGCAGCAACAUAAGGUUAUUAGGUGAGCGCGCUUGUUCCCGUUGUGUGUUCGGUCCAGUGGAUGGAUCCAAGUAUUGGCUGGUUUCAGCCUGAACAUCAAGGGCCGGCUCUACGACUGUGGAACUCCAUCUGGGAAACCCAACAAGGCCUAGAAACUAUGGAUCUCAAUUCAAACUCACGAGCACCAGAGUAUAUAUCAGUUUCUGGUUCGACAGACAGUACGGCUGACCAAAAAAAGACUGUCAGUGGCAAAAAUGACUUGACGAGCGUGACGGACAAAUUUUACAACCCCACGAAGCGAAAAAGGGACAACCGUGCCAGUACUUACGAUCUCAAUAAGAACGUGCAUUUGAUUAGUCAAUAUGGCGGCACGCCUUGGCGAACUGACGGAAAGCGAUUACACCAGAGCAUCGUUGGAUUGCACGAGGAAAUCGAAGAGUUCUACUGGUACAUGCAGCCAUCUCCUGCAGAACACAACAUGCGGAUAGGCGUUAUCCAGAGGAUACGCAACGUUAUCCUCUCACUAUGGCCACAAGCGAAGGUGGAGAUCUUUGGGAGCUUUCGUACCGGGCUAUAUCUACCCACAAGCGAUAUUGAUGUCGUCGUUCUUGGCAAGUGGGAAACACUACCCAUGUGGACUUUGGAGAGAGCCCUGCAAAGCCACGGCAUUGCUGAGCCUCAUUCUAUAAAAGUGCUCGACAAGGCCUCGGUGCCAAUUGUGAAGCUGACGGAUGCAAAAACUAGUGUCAAAGUGGACAUCAGCUUCAACAUGAACAACGGUGUAAAAAGUGCACGUCUUAUCACGUACUUCAAGGAGAAAUACCCAGUUCUUCCAAAGCUUGUACUGGUACUGAAGCAAUUCCUCCUUCAGCGGGACCUGAACGAGGUGUUCACAGGGGGCAUCAGUUCGUACUCUCUCAUUCUCAUGACUGUCAGCUUCCUGCAACUUCACCCUCGUGGAGGAGAUGCUCCAAGUCCAAACCUUGGCACGCUCCUACUUGAGUUCUUUGACCUGUAUGGCAAACAUUUCAACUACUUUCUAACGGGAAUCAGAGUAAAAGAUGGUGGUGGCUACAUACGCAAGCAAGAAUUGAUUCGUGAUACACAAGAUGCCUUCCGCACUUCAAUUCUCUGCAUCGAGGACCCCCUUACACCAGGGAACGAUAUUGGCCGUAGUUCAUAUGGAGCACUGACAGUGAAAAAGGCUUUUGAAUAUGCAUACAUGGUCCUGAAUCAAGUAGUAAAUCCUUUCCACACACCCAUUACGGAUUCCAAACAAAGCAUCCUUGGCCGUAUUGUCAGGGUAACUGAUGACGUAAUUGAGUACAGGCAAUGGAUCCAGGAGAAUUUUUCUGCAAACAACAGUGGAUCAUCUUUACCAGAGCUGCAGCCAUUAAACCUCCCACUGGAAACCAAAGGAAUCCAAGGUGCUAAAGAAAAGGGUGUCAGCUUGACUCCCCUGAAUGAAAAUGAUGGGAGCUCAUCAUCAGUUGAAGGGCAAUCCUCGCAUGGCUCAUCAGCAACCCCGUCAUUCAAUAGCAGCCCUCAACACAGUUCUUGCUCAAGUGUUGGCAGUGACACGGACUCUGACCCUGUCUGCGAUCCUAACUUGCGGAAGCCUACACAAGUUGGAAAGCAAGGACACGCGGCUUAUAGUGUUGCACCAACAGGAGGAAACAAUAAUAGUGUGAGAGGUGGCCAUCAUGGGAGCCGUGCCUUUUUCUCUACACACAAACAAAGACGUUUUUCACCAGGAGGGGGCAACACUUCCACAGAUCAGGCUUGCCGCAGUUUUGCUAACCGGCGACGACGAAACCCAGCACGCCCCGUUGGCCGGGAUGCUGUACUGGUGGCUCCAGGCCUGUUUACCAGAGAAACUCUGUAUCCUGUCUGUGGCCUGAGGUAGUGAGUCCUUUGUUUUGUUUUUUGCAUGUGUGAGCGAAACUCGGACUUGCUCUAUGUCGGCAACAAGCCUUUCUGCUGUGCUCAAGCCCUCCUCAUGGGGGUUGAGGGGGCUACCAGCAGGAGUAUUGUUUCAAGGAUUCAUCAGUGUAGGCAGUGUGAGCCAUCCAUGGUGAAACAGGAAGUCGAUCUCUCGGAAGCAAGCAGCAGCAGAGCUGCCAUCAUUGAAGCUGGUCAUCUUUCUUCUGCUCUUCAAUCUGUGUUUGCUCCAAAGAGUUUGGUUGUGCUGCAGCCAUCAUAAUCAUCAUCACCAUCAUCAACUACACUUCGUUCCACGUCAUUGUGUGUUGCUUAUGUUUGUACAUGUGUAUGUGCUAAUCAAUGUCCAGUCUUGUUUUUCUCCUUCUGUAUAUAUUUUCUAUUUAUUAAGUAUGUGCACAUACUAGCUAUGUGCAUGUGCACAAAAAUAUACAAAAAAAAUUUAAAAGGUACAAAAGCUGUUUUCUUCCAAAAAGUGAUGCAGUUCAUGUGCAUAGUACUGAAAAGGAAAAAAAAAACUGCCUGGCAAUGUAGUCAGUAAGUUUUCGAGCUGCAUUUCUUUUUCUUUUUCCCCUGUGGUGACCUUUCAAUCACCUUUUGAUUUGUGUGUUGUUCAUUAUUGCAGUUAAGGGCUAAGCAUUUGCUUUGAAACGUCCAUAUUUAUUUGUCUGCAUGGGCAAGGUUUGACUGGUGUAAAUAUGAAUGCUUUGGAUGUGUAAUAGCUAGUGUAUUUGCAAAUGCAACUUUUUGCUUCAGAGCAGGUAGCUGUGUCUGUACAACUUGGUGACUGUGACAGGCUGUCAAAGGCAAGGUCAAUUUUUUUUUUUUUUUUGCUUUGUUUGCAGUGAUUCUGCCAGCCACCUUGCCUAUAGUUUCUGGGAGGUGGGAGCUCGUACAAUAUUUGAUACUGUGAACGUGCUACCUGGAAGAUGAGGUCUCCUGUCUUUUUAUGUACUAUUUGAACCAAGAAUGGUGCGUGCUGAGGAUGGCACUUUUAAUAUUUACUUUUUUUUUCAUUCCACUCUUUUUAGAGCCUUUCUUUCAGGUUUGUUUUGUUACAUCUGUAUGUAACGUUGGACAUCGACAGUGAAUGACCACCCCUCCCUGUUCAUGCUUACAACAAUUCUCACUCAUCCCUUCCCGACUUGCAGUUUACUGCUGUGGCUUGACAUAAAAUACUUUUGUGCUGAGAUGCGAUGGUUACAAGUGAAACAAGUUUUGUUUAGAAUGCGGAUUGCUGCACUUAUCCCUGUCUUCCAGAUCCAUUUUCUACCCUCCUUACAUUUUUGUCUAGCACUUUUUUAACUAGCUUUUUUUUCUUCUUUUUGCAGCAAGUGUGAAUGUUGAAAUAGUAGUGUAAUGAAGAGUACUUAGAGGGCGAAAGUUUUCCAAUUGCUCAAGGAAGAGCAAAAGGGCUGGCGUGGGACGUUUCUACAUGCUCACUGUCAAUAGUUUUUGUUAGGUAUGCCAUGUGGUUUGCGUCAGUGCAGAAAAGACUCAGGAUCUUUGAGGCCGUCGACCCAACUGAUCUUGAAACGUGUGUUCCCUCAAUGAUGAAGCAAAGCUAGUCUGUCUGCUGAGCAUGCAGUGUGGUGUGCAAAGUACUUUGAAAUAGUCCUGUUGGUUGGAGUGACUUGUGAGACUGCUGCAGCCAUGCCUUUCCUUUUUAAGAAUGUUGGUGCUGCUAGGAGAAAGAGUAUUGUGGCCUCUCUCCUGUUUUGAAAAGCUAUUUAAUAUCUCGUUUACAUGAUUGAAAAAAUUACUGCCAUUGCUCUGUGUGUCUGUGCUUGCAUAACUGUGAGCCAGAAAUGAGUUCCCCCCCCCCCCUCCCCUCCCCUCUCUUAAUGAAGACCAGGCACUACUCCAACCAUCGCGCACACGUCUUAAGCUAUGUCAAGGUGUUCCUCCCGUUGAAGGCAUUACUACGCACAAGAAAAUAGAUCCCUGUGUUUCAGCAUGUAUAUGCAUCAUGGCUGUCAUCCUAGUCACGACAAUGGUGUAAACUGAACAGAGCAGCAUGCAAGGUGACAGGCCUAACCAGAUGUGUUACUUAAGAUGUUGAAGUCAUUAUCUAUGCAUUAUGGGACAAUGUAACACCGUUUUGCUGAGGACUUUUAUCCGUGAUGCUGAAAUGGAAAUAAAGAUCAACUAGGAAACUGGUU
Molecule: messenger RNA, 4203 nt
Organism: Ornithodoros turicata
Lineage: Eukaryota; Metazoa; Arthropoda; Arachnida; Ixodida; Argasidae
Product: terminal nucleotidyltransferase 4B-like
Exons: 10
Coding region: 162-2006 (614 amino acids)
Biological process (GO): RNA 3'-end processing
Cellular component (GO): nucleolus; TRAMP complex
Molecular function (GO): poly(A) RNA polymerase activity; mRNA binding
Source: RefSeq, a predicted model, not a curated record